CACAAAUUAAAGCGCCGUGUCUCCACCGGUUGUGAUUCCAAAGGCGCUGUAACUCCGAAAUGACUCGCUUCUCUUCCUCUUCCCUCUCUUUCUAACAUAAAUUCAGCGGCAUUUCGAUGGGGUCUAUGCUCGGUGACCUGCCGUCAUAUGAUCCUCACAACUUCAGCCAACUCCGACCCUCCGAUCCUUCAACUCCUUCUAAGAUGAUUCCAGCAACUUAUCAUCCUACCCACAGCAGGACCCUUCCGCCACUGGAUCAGGUUAUAAAUACUGAGCCAAGAAAUAUACUUCUACGACACAUUUAUCAGCAUACAGAACAAAAGUCAAGAACAAAGAGACCUGCAGCCGAGCAUCCGAUGCCCGAGCACGGAAGCAAGCAACCAAGAGCAUCUACUGCCAACACUUCAAAUUGAGCCUUGGAGGGCAGUUUCUUCCAACAAUGUAAAAUCUGUUCUAUGUUGUGAAAUAUGUUGUGAAACAGCUCGGCCCGACAUUUAAAUGCUGUAUAUAGAUUUUACUCCUUGUAAGAAUGUGCUAAACUCAGCCACACCAAAUUGUUCUCAAAAACAUUAACAGUUCACAGCUUACCAUUUUGGCCUUCAAAUCUUGGCCCUAUUCUUCUUUAAA
Messenger RNA from Cucurbita maxima (winter squash), 627 nucleotides. RefSeq names its product DET1- and DDB1-associated protein 1-like. The coding region runs from base 117 to 413 and encodes 98 amino acids. Gene Ontology annotation, biological process: positive regulation of proteasomal ubiquitin-dependent protein catabolic process. Gene Ontology annotation, cellular component: Cul4-RING E3 ubiquitin ligase complex. The transcript is spliced from 4 exons. The record is from RefSeq and is a predicted model, not a curated record. Lineage: Eukaryota; Viridiplantae; Streptophyta; Magnoliopsida; Cucurbitales; Cucurbitaceae.